ACAAAAAAAAUGGCGAACCUUCUGGGAUGUUGUGGAAUCGGCGCCCGUCGGACCUCUGAGCGAAGGCCAAGAUACAUUAUUGGCCCAAACAGGGAGCGGGUGAGUUCCUAUUAUGACUUGGAAAAGCUGUCGCUGCCAAUUGCAAGGAGCAGGCGAAGGACAUCACAUGUGGAUAAAUAUUAUCCAGUAGAGAUCAUAGAAGAAUCAAAAGACGGUGGUUACUGCAAGGUUCAUUAUAAAGGAUGGCAUCAUCGCUAUGAUGAGUGGAAAAAAAAGGAGGACAUUAGAGUAAACAGGGAAUUGGAAACAACCAAUGGGAAAGUUGCAGAGCUGAAGAUUGACAUAAAAAAUUCACUAAGAUAUACAAAAACUGAUAGUAAGGUGUUUAUACGUAUGAAAAUGGACACCGAACAGUUUGAGCCUCUAAGGCAAGUUGGAAUAAUUUUCAAAGAAACAAGGAUGAAGACAAUUUUCACAAUUGACAGCAGACAAUCCUUAGAAAAAAUAUUUGGUGUGGGUUGGGAUUAUCUUGUCCAAAAUCAACACGGUGAUAGCUAUUAUAUAAAAACUGUAACUGUCAGAUUUUGGCUUAGACAGAAAAAGAACAAGACAGAAUUCAUCGUGUACCCCGACCACCUUGACAAAGUCGAAAUCCCACAGGGCACUGAACUCGUCUUUAGUUUCGUAAAAGUCCCAGGAAACAGUGGAAUGCUUGCGUCUUUCCUCAAUAGUUCACAUUUAUAAAGCAUGUCGUGAUGAUUUGCCUGAAGUUUGAACUAAUCAAGAAUCAUGGUUGUUUUAUCCUGUGGAGUUUUAUUUGGUAUACUUCAGAAACAUUUUUGGAACAAAGCAUUAAGUUACGACAAUAUGGUGGAAUAUCAACGAAUUUUACAAGAUCAGUGCGUAUUGUCGUUUGCAACAAAUGAGAGGCAUUUAAACACAUUGAGAGCGGAAUUAUUUAGACUCAAAACAAGGGGGCUACGUGCAAAGGUCAAAGGAGGAUCUCAGUUUAGAAAAUUUAUGAAAGAUAUUGAACAAUGUAAGUAUUCAUGGGAAGUACCUCUGCAAAGACACGAGUGUGAAGUUUUAUUACAGAAACAAAAGGAAGAAAUGGAAACUUUAAAGAAAGAAAAUGCAGAUCAGAAGAAAGAAUUAAGUACCCUAGAAGAGAAAUUUUAUAGUUAUAUCAAAUCCACAGAAAAACAGUCAAUGACGUCAGGAAAGGAUAAUUUGGAAAACCACACUAUUCCCAUUAAACGAAAACCAUUUGAAGACUGCACUCCAGCAUACCAGUCAAAAAGGAGGAAAUGUGAUGCGGCAGCUUGUAAGACAGCUCUGAGUUUCUUGGAACAGGAAGGUGUGAAACCAAUAUCUGUGUUAGUUUCAAGAAAUGGGAAAAAAAAGAAGUUCUCCAGAUCUAUGAGAGUGAGAAUAAAGAAAAUCAUCAAAAUGUAAGCAUAAGACAACUUGAUGACAUGAACACUCUGAUUUACAUACUUGAUACAUUAAAUGUAUCUAAAGAAGCGUACCACGAACUCAGUAUGCUGUUCAAAACAUUACCCCGCAGCACUGCGAUUCAGGAUUUCAUAUCCAAGAUAAACUCAAAUUUUCGAAUAAUUGAAACUCCUGAUGAGUUGGGUGUUCAGCAGUCAUUUAGGCAACAUCUUGAAGUAAUUUUGUCCCAUUAACUACUUGAAAACCCUA
Molecule: messenger RNA, 1704 nt
Organism: Pecten maximus
Lineage: Eukaryota; Metazoa; Mollusca; Bivalvia; Pectinida; Pectinidae
Exons: 3
Coding region: 10-744 (244 amino acids)
Source: RefSeq, a predicted model, not a curated record